GGCGCGCGCGGGGGCAAAUGGAGUGGGUGCUCGCGGAAGCGUUGCUGUCGCAGAGCCGGGACCCCCGGGUCCUGCUCGGAGCGCUGUGCCGCGGGGAGGCGUCCGCGGAGCGCGUGGAGACGCUGUGCUUUCUGCUGCAGCGACUCGAAGACGAGGAGGCGCGCGGCGGCGGCGGCAGGGGCGCGGGCGCGCUCCCGGAGGCGGCGCGCGAGGUCGCCGCGGGGUACCUGGUGCCGCUGCUGCGGGGCCUGCGCGGGCGCCCCGCGGACGCCUCCCCGCGGCACAGCGCUCCGAGGCUGCUGGUGCUGAGCGCCCUGGCCGAGAGGCUGCUGCCGGAGCCCGGCGCCGACCGCGACCCGCGCACGCGCGAGGAGGGCCCGGACGCGCGGCGCUGCUGGCGCUUCUGGAGGACGGUGCAGGCGGGGCUGGCCCAGGCCCAGGACGCCCUGACGCGCAAGCGAGCGCGCUACCUGCUGCAGAGGGCGGUGGAGGUGUCGGCGGAGCUGGGGGCCCGCUGCGCCUGCGGCCCCCAGGAAGGAAACGGCCCGAGUCUGUUUUGGUGGUCCGAGAAGGAAAAGGAUGAACUUCUCAAGUUUUGGGAAAACUAUAUUUUAAUUAUGGAAACUCUAGAAGGAAAUCAGAUCCAUGUUAUAAAGCCAGUUUUACCAAAGCUCAACAGUCUGUUUGAAUAUGCGGUGUCCGAGGAAAAUGGAAAUUGGCUCUUUCACCCAUCCUGGCAUAUGUGUAUUUAUAAAAGAAUGUUUGAAAGCGAAAAUAAAAUCCUGACCAAAGAAGGUGUUCUCCAUUUUUUGGAGCUAUAUGAGACAAAGGUUCUUCCGUUUUCGCCAGAAUUUUCUGAGUUUAUUAUUGGACCAUUAAUGGAUGCACUUUCAGAGAGCUCUCUAUACAGCAGGUCCCCAGGCCAGCUGAUAGGAAGUGGUUCUCCAUUGGGACUGAAAUUACAGAAGUUUUUAGUCACUUAUAUUUCUCUUCUUCCAGAAGAAAUAAAGAGCAGUUUCCUAUUAAAGUGUAUUCAGAAGAUGUCAAGUAGACAUUGGUGUGCCAUUCCCAUUUUGUUUCUGUCAAAGGCUUUGGCAAAUGUCCCACGAUGUAAGGCCCUGGGUAUCGAAGCUCUUCUUGCUCUCAGGGAUGUUCUUCAGUGUACUAUGAUCACCCAUCAGAUUCUCUUGAGAGGGGCGGCUCAGUGCUACCUUCUUCAGACAGCCAUGAAUUUGGUAGACGUGGAGAAGGUGUCACUCUCUGAUAUUUCAACUUUUCUCAUGUGUCUGAGACAAGAGGAGUCCUUAGGACGAGGAACCUCAUUGUGGACAGAGCUCUGUGAUUGGUUGCGUGUUAAUGAAAACUGUUUUAGGAGAGCCUCAGAUUGUAGUUGCGUUGGACUUGCUGAGACGUCCUCUCUAAAUGCUUAUGUGAAGAACCUAGUUCAAGAGUAUAUGAAGUCACCUGCUUUGGAAACAGGAGAAAACUGCUUUAUGCCUGACUGGUUUGAAGCCAAGCUUGUUGCAAUGAUGGUCUUGUUGGCUGUAGAUGUGGAAGGAAUGAAGUCUCAAUACAGUGAAAAGCGGAGAACACAGAAUGUAUUAAGGAUAUUCUUAGAUCCUCUUCUGGAAUCCCUUAUGAAGUUGGGCACAAAUGCCUACAUGCCCUUGCUGAAAACUGACAGAUGCCUGCAGUUGCUGGUGAAGUUAUUGCACACUUGCAUGUUGAAAGGUUCCAGUACCCAAGAUGAUGAGGUGUUUACUCUUCUUCAGAACUUUGUCAUGUCUACUGCAGAGAGCAUUUCUGAAUUUAUUCUUCGACGGCUUACCAUGAAUGAACUGAGCAGUAAUACUCACUUAAGUACAUUUGAAAGCCUCAUGGGCAAGUGUGAAAAUACAAAAAAGGUUUCCGAUCUGGAUCGUUGCCAUUUAUACCUGACGGUAUUAACUGAGCUUAUAAAUCUCCAUUCGAAGGUCGGGUGGAAACGAGGCAACCCCAUUUGGAGAGUUAUUUCUCCUUUGAAAAAUGCAUCCAUUCGGCAUCUUCAAGAGAUGGACCAUGGACAGGAGCCCACGCUGGGCACGCAGGUCCAGAGGGUCAUUAGCAUGGCUGCCUUGGCCACGGUGUGUGAGGCCACCGACCGGACGCCGGAAGUGCAGCUCGGCUCUCUGGAGGCUGGGCCCACGGAGAGGUUCCUCUCCGCUCUCCCGCUCAAUCACACGCUGCAGAAGCCCCACGCAGAGGAGGAGAGCAGUCUUUGCGAAGAAUCCUCGUCUUCCCAAGGAUGGGGGAAAAUAGUUGCACAAUAUAUCCAUGAUCAGUGGGUCUGCCUCUCUUUCUUGCUGAAGAAAUAUCACACCCUGAUACCAACCUCAGAGGGUGAAGUUCUGGAACCCAUCCUACCUGCCGUCCAAAUGCCAGUAAGGACCCUGCAGGCCGCUCUCGAAGCCCUCACGGUCCUGCCUUCGGAUCAGGUCCUGCCCGUGUUCCACUGCAUGAAAAUUUUGGUUCCCAAGCUUUUGACCUCCUCUGAAUCACUCUGUGUGGAGUCCUUUGACAUGGCUUGGAAAAUUAUAUCUGCUUUAAGCAACACUCAGCUGAUAUUCUGGUCUAAUUUAAAAGCUUUUGUUCAAUUUGUUUUUGAUACCAAAGUUCUUACCACUGCUGCAAAAAUCAAGGGCCAGGCAUACUUCAAAAUAAAAGAGAUUAUGUACAAGAUAAUUGAAAUGUCUGCUAUAAAAACUGGAGUCUUUAAUACACUGAUAAGUUAUUGCUGCAAAUCUUGGAUAGUUUCUGCUUCAAAUGUGUCCCAAGUGUCUUUAUCAACUGCUAAAAAUUACAGCGAACUUGUCCUUGAGGCCUGUAUAUUUGGAACUGUGUUUAGGCGUGAUCAAAGACUUAUUCAGGAUGUGCAGACCUACAUAGAAAAUCUUGGCCAUGAUUGUGCAGCCAACACUGUUAUAGAAAAUACUAAGAGAGAAGACCAUUAUGUGAGAAUUUGUGCUGUCAAAUUCCUGUGUUUAUUAGAUGGCUCAAAUAUGUCUCAUAAGUUGUUUGUGGAAGAUCUUGCAAUCAAGCUAUUAGAUAAAGAUGAGUUGGUGUCCAAGUCCAGAACCCGAUACUAUGUGAAUUCUCAACAGCACAGAGUGAAGAACCGAAUAUGGCAGGCGCUACUGGUGAUUUUCCCCAGGUUUGAUCAGAAUUUCUUGAAUAGAAUUAUUGACAAGAUUUUCCGUGCUGGUUUCAUCAAUAAUCAAGCAUCCAUAAAAUAUUUUAUAGAAUGGAUUAUCAUAUUGAUUCUUCAUAAAUUUCCUCAGUUUCUUCCGAAGUUCUGGGAUUGUUUUUCUUAUGGUGAAGAAAAUCUUAAAACAAGCAUUUGUACAUUUUUAUCAGUUUUGUCACAUUUGGACAUCAUUACGCAAAAUGUUCCAGAAAAGAAGCCAAUUCUGAAGCAAGCCUUUAUCAUCGUCCUGCAGUGGUGCUUCAGUCACAAUUUUAGUAUCCGCCUGUACGCGUUAGUGGCCCUUAAGAAAAUCUGGAGCAUGUGUAAGACAUGGCACGUUGAAGAAUUUGACGCUUUGACUUCUGUUAUUGAGUCCAGCCUUAGUCAAGUGGAAAACAUGCCUGGAGCAGGGAAUGCCAAGAAGAACUGGCAACGCAUCCAAGAGCAUUUCUUUUUUGAAACAUUUCACCCGCUUAAGGAUUAUUGUCUGGAGACCAUAUUUUACAUCCUUCCACGCCUCUCAGGCCUUGUUGAAGAUGAAUGGAUUGCCAUUGGUAAAUUUACCAGAUUCACGGACAUUCCUUUAGACUCAGGAUUUCAGUGGUAUCUUUCUCCAACUCAGCUUUGUGAACGGAAACCAGGUGACUGGGCUCAGCAGGACAUAGGUUCUAACUCAGGUGAAGCAGAUGACCAGUCAGAGUGGACUGAUGUUCAGAAGAAGAUUAUCCCGUGGAAAAAUAACGUUCCGGAUUUAGAUCUGGAGCUCGUGUUUCAGGAUCGUGUUGCCAAACUUGGAAAGUCGAUUAGCAGACUGAUUGUAGUGGCCUCACUCAUCGAUAAGCCAACUAAUUUAGGAGGACUGUGCCGCACCUGCGAGGUGUUCGGGGCCUCGGCGCUCACAGUAGGCAGCCUGCAGUGCACCCAAGACAAGCAGUUUCAGUGCCUGAGUGUUUCGGCCGAGCAGUGGCUUCCUUUAGUGGAGGUAAGACCACCUCAGCUAAUCGAUUUUCUGCAACAGAAGAAAGCGGAAGGUUACACCGUCAUCGGUGUGGAACAAACCGCCAGAAGUGUAGACCUAACCCAGUACAGCUUUCCUGAGCGGUCUCUGCUCCUGUUGGGAAACGAGCGUGAAGGAAUUCCAGCAAACCUGAUCCAGCAGCUGGAUGUUUGCGUGGAAAUCCCUCAGCAGGGUAUUAUCCGCUCACUCAACGUCCACGUGAGUGGGGCGCUGCUGAUCUGGGAGUAUACCAGACAGCAGCUGCUCAAGCAUGGGGACACCGAGUCAUGAAGCUUGUGCCUUAUCGGGGAUGGAUUACUGGUGCUCUUGAAACAUUUUCUAAAAACUACGUGUGCUAAUGUAAUAGAGUCUGAAAUUUACUGGGGUAAUUUGUAUUCCUUUUCUUGCAACUUAAUGCCAAAACUUCUUCAUGUGCCUUAAAUACAUUACUAUAUAUCGUCCCCUUUAAUAAAUAUUUUUAGCUAAAU
Molecule: messenger RNA, 4708 nt
Organism: Panthera uncia (snow leopard)
Lineage: Eukaryota; Metazoa; Chordata; Mammalia; Carnivora; Felidae
Gene: TARBP1
Product: TAR (HIV-1) RNA binding protein 1
Exons: 32
Coding region: 18-4511 (1497 amino acids)
Biological process (GO): tRNA methylation
Molecular function (GO): tRNA (guanine) methyltransferase activity; RNA binding
Source: RefSeq, a predicted model, not a curated record